GUGACUCUUGUUCUCAGCGUCCCUGGAGUGAUGUUGCUGAGUUUCAGUCUAACCUAAACUUGUAUACCUGAAACAGGUAGAAGCAAUCGUUCCUUCACGUUGUUUUGACGUUUUCUAUUCGAACGACUGCAGAAUUUGAAAAAAUGCUGCAUCUUAGACAAUAUGGGAUUCGAUUGGCUAGCACAUCAGCAAUUUCAGGAACAACUAAAUCAGGAAAAUUAUUAGAUUCAAUUAUAAGAGUAGAUCAUGCUGGAGAAUUAGGAGCAGAUAGAAUAUAUGCUGGACAAAUGGCUGUUUUAGGUAGGACUUCUGUUGGCCCAACUAUUCAACAUAUGUGGGAUCAAGAAAAAAAACAUCGUGCGAAAUUUGAAGAAUUAAUUACAAAAUAUCGUGUAAGACCCACUGUUUUAAUACCUAUUUGGAAUGUUGCUGGAUUUAUUCUUGGUGCUGGUACAGCACUUAUGGGAGAAAAAGCAGCUAUGGCUUGCACUGUAGCUGUUGAAACAGUAAUUACAGAGCAUUAUAAUGAUCAAUUGCGUGCAUUAGUAGAAAAUGAAGAAAAAGUAGAUGAAGAAAUUUUAGAAACAAUUAAAAAAUUCCGUGAUGAAGAACAAGAACAUCAUGAUACAGGUAUAGAACAUGGUGCAGAACAAGCCCCAUUUUAUCAAGCUUUAACAAAUAUUAUUAAAUUUGGCUGUAAAACUGCUAUAUCAAUAUCUAAAGUUAUAUAAUAUUAUUAUAGUAUAAAAAUGUUACAUUAACAGUUAUAAAAAAUUAGUUAAAAAAUUUUAAUGGAAUAAAAUAAUAUCUACUUUAUAUAUA
Molecule: messenger RNA, 822 nt
Organism: Apis laboriosa (Himalayan honeybee)
Lineage: Eukaryota; Metazoa; Arthropoda; Insecta; Hymenoptera; Apidae
Gene: Coq7
Product: 5-demethoxyubiquinone hydroxylase, mitochondrial
Exons: 3
Coding region: 144-731 (195 amino acids)
Biological process (GO): determination of adult lifespan; regulation of reactive oxygen species metabolic process; ubiquinone biosynthetic process
Cellular component (GO): nucleus; mitochondrial inner membrane
Molecular function (GO): 3-demethoxyubiquinol 3-hydroxylase activity
Source: RefSeq, a predicted model, not a curated record